This is a messenger RNA of Aspergillus ibericus CBS 121593, 783 nucleotides long. RefSeq lists its product as uncharacterized. Lineage: Eukaryota; Fungi; Ascomycota; Eurotiomycetes; Eurotiales; Aspergillaceae. The coding region runs from base 164 to 613 and encodes 149 amino acids. The record is from RefSeq and is a predicted model, not a curated record. The transcript is spliced from 2 exons.
UUAGGUAGAAAGUCGCUCAAUGACUCAAAUGUCAGGUCCACGAGACGGCCUGGACGCCCUAAGAUUCAGACGACGGAUCUUCAGGGACUGAUCUAUUGGAAGUGAGGGAAAUUAUGGGGGGCGUCAGGCCGAAUCACCAGGCACGGGGAUCUGCCAGAUUCCCAUGGAACGGCAGACAGGCAGCAACCAUGAGACCACGUCAACCGUUACUUGCGUGAACGGGAGGAGUAACCAUACUGUGCGAGAGCCCGCGAUCCGCGCCGGGGUACGUCGAAGGCGAGGGGGAAAGGCAUGGCCGAGCCAGGUAGAGGCGGAGGUACGAUACCGUGAUACGAUACGGGCGAAGAGACGGGGAGGGGCAGGGCCAUCGGGAGAUGCCGUAAGCGCCCCCACGAGAACCACUCUUGCUCCCGGCCUCGCUCUUCCUCUGCUUUUUCCCCUCGUCUCCUGGUGCUGCAUCGUCUUUGUUGCUGCCCCUUCCACCUCCAGCCAUUGCGAUUUCUUCUUGGGAAAAACCUUGUUUUUUUCCACUCAUCCUUCUUCCACAUCGCAUUUUCUAGGCCUUUGGAAUCCACCAGUUCCAAAGGCUCUCUGGUCACCACGGCUUUCGUAGCCUCCCGUUUCGUUCUUCGUCACAUUGUAUCGCCGAGACGUCUCCGCGACACGCUUAAUAACAUUCCCCCUCCUGCUGGUCUCGAUUCCCGUCCCCUCGUCCGGUGCGCCCUUCUUUAACGACCUGACGCCCUCGGAGCCCUCCCCAUCUUUUCUUGAGCUGCCGCAUAG